AUGGAACCGGCGUACGACUUUCCGCGUGUCGUCGGCUCGGCGCGCAUCGUGCAGCUGGCCGCGCUGGCUAUCCAGGUGCUGUGCCUGUACGUCUCCGCGGCCGAUAUUGGCGGCAGCGUGAUCAUCCACAUCGGCGUCAUCGGCUUCAACCUCGCCCAUGUGGCGCGCCGAUGGUUCUACAACAUUGACGGGCGCUACGACUUUCGGCAAAUGAUCGCGCCGAACAUGAACAACACGCUGCGCACCCAGUACGCCAUCGCGCUAUUUACCGGGGUCGUGCUCGGGCUCGUCGAGUACUUCAUCGCGCCGCCGAUCGGCUCCGCCCUCUUCCGGCUCGUCUUUUGGUUGGCCCUCUACGCGCAGCUGCUCGGCUCCAUCGCCACGCUAGCCUUCGAGGCGGCCGAGGUGCUCCGCGGCAACAAGAAC
Mesorhabditis spiculigera is the source of this 426-nucleotide messenger RNA. Lineage: Eukaryota; Metazoa; Nematoda; Chromadorea; Rhabditida; Rhabditidae. The record is from the annotation of a GenBank genome assembly.